Molecule: messenger RNA, 561 nt
Organism: Colletotrichum abscissum
Lineage: Eukaryota; Fungi; Ascomycota; Sordariomycetes; Glomerellales; Glomerellaceae
Product: Rpp14/Pop5 family protein
Exons: 2
Coding region: 1-561 (186 amino acids)
Biological process (GO): tRNA 5'-leader removal
Cellular component (GO): multimeric ribonuclease P complex; nucleolus; ribonuclease MRP complex
Molecular function (GO): ribonuclease P activity; ribonuclease P RNA binding
Source: RefSeq, a predicted model, not a curated record
AUGGUCCGAAUCAAAGAGAGAUACAUUCUCGUCAAUAUUCUGUACCCGCCAGAAGAUUCAAAACAAAAAUCCAAUGUUCCAGAUUUUGUGGUGAUGCAUCAACCGACGACCGGAAGUCUCACACCUCAGUCACUUCUUAAGGCGAUACGAGCUGAGGUCGCUAUUCUUUUCGGUGAUUACGGUUCUGGUGCUAUAGAAGGAAAUCUCGUCGUCAAGUAUCUCUCUCAGGCGACGUCGACUUUCAUCUUGAAAGUGAAGAGAGCGCACUACCGUCUAGUCUGGGCUGCUCUGACGUUUAUGAAUCGCGUGCCUCUCAAGAGCGGAGAAGGCAAGCCCUGCACCUUCAAGGUUGUCAGAGUCAGCGGGACUAUUCGAAAGGCCGAGGAAGAGGCCAUUCGUCAAGCGAGACAGCUCGUGCUUGCCGCCAAAGAUUCUUCCGCGGCUGCUGCCGGCGGCGCGUUGCCGCUUUUCUCAGAGCCCAGGACCGAAGCCGAGGACGCGGUCAUGUUCGAUGCGUCGGACGUGUCUGACGAAGAUGACGUGAUUGAAGAUGACGGCUGA